AUGAGGAGCUUAGAAGGGGAGAAGAAAUAUCACCCUUACUUAUUGAGGCGAUUAGAGAAUCAAAGAUUCUUCUUAAGAGUGAAGCCUUCUGAAGUAAGAAUUCAGACAGGCAGUUUUGGAGAAGCAUUGGCUAAAUAUGAAGACAAUUCUGAUGUGAACAAGGAAAAGCUGGCUAAAUGGAAGGUUGCUUUAACCAAAGCUUCCAAUCUAUCUGGAUGGCAUUUAUCUAAAGGAGAUGAAUCUCAACUAAUCCAAAGAAUUGUUGAAGCUGCAUUGAGCAAAGUAAAUCGUGCAGCUCUAAAUGUUGCCAAACAUCCAGUUGGAAUUGAAGACAACUUACGAGAACUGAAACAACUAAUAGAUGUUAAAACUGGAACGAAUGAUGUGAAACUAAUAGGUAUCUGUGGAAUUGGUGGUGUAGGGAAGACCACAAUUGCUAAAGCUUUAUUCAAUGAAUUUGCUGAUGAAUUUGAAGGUUCCAGCUUCCUUGCAGAUGUAAGAGAAAUAUCAAAGCAGCAUCUUGGUUUUGUUCAAGUACAUGAGACGCUUUUGAUUGACAUCUUUGGGGAUAACAAUUUGAAGUUAAAGGUUGGCAACAUUCAUGGAGGCAUCAACAUCAUAAGGGAUAGGCUUUGCCACAAAAGAGCACUUGUAGUUCUCGACGAUGUUGAUCAACUAGAUCAGUUAGAGACAUUAGCUGGAGGGCACGAGUGGUUUGGUUUAGGAAGAAGAAUCAUCAUAACAACUAGAAAUAGACAUCUGCUAGCCACUCAUGGAGCCAAUGGAAUAUAUGAGGUCCGGGGGUUAAAUCAUCAUGAAGCUCUUGAACUUUUCAGUUGGAAUGCUUUUAAAAGCAAUGAACCUGCUGAAGAGUGUCUUAUGCUCUCAAAUUUUGCUAUUCAGUACACUAGUGGCCUUCCAUUAGCUCUUGAAGUAUUGGGUUCCUUCCUUUGUUGUAGGACAAGACAUCAAUGGCAAAGUACCAUACAUAACAUAGGGAAGAAACCAGACAAGAAGUUAUAUGAAAUACUUAGAAUAAGUUAUGAUGCUUACAAGAUAAUAAGUAGUCUAUUUUCUUGGAUAUUGCACGUUUCUUUGUGGGAGAGGACAGAGAUUACGUUAUUAAAGUACUUGGGAGUAUAA
Molecule: messenger RNA, 1143 nt
Organism: Ziziphus jujuba (common jujube)
Lineage: Eukaryota; Viridiplantae; Streptophyta; Magnoliopsida; Rosales; Rhamnaceae
Product: disease resistance protein RPV1
Exons: 4
Coding region: 1-1143 (380 amino acids)
Biological process (GO): signal transduction; defense response
Molecular function (GO): ADP binding; ATP hydrolysis activity
Source: RefSeq, a predicted model, not a curated record